CGUCAUGCACUGUGUAUUCUGGUACCUUUCCAUCAGAACCAGCAUUAACUUCUUCAGCAGUUUGAGCAACAGUAGAUUAUCUGUUAAAUCAGAUCACAAGGGCCAGCCUUCGCUCCCCACGUCCAUCAAUGAGCCUUGGCCGCCCAUGACCCUGUCGCCAGUUCCUUGGACCACUUUUUGAUAGAUACUGACCUCUGCAGACCGGGAACACCCCACAAGAGCUGCAGUUUUGGAGAUGUUCUGAUCCAGUCGUCAAGCCAUCACAAUUUGGCCCUUCGUCAAACUCGCUCAAAUCCUUACGCUUGUCCAUUUUUCCUGCUUCUAACACAUCAACUUUGAGGACUAAAUGUUCACUUGCUGCCUAAUAUAUCCCCCCCCACUAACAGGUGUUAUAUGUUAUAUGUUAUAUGUUUUUAUUUUUUUUUUACCAGAGACUAGUGUCCAUGUUCAGCAUUAAAUUUCUUUGUCAUGUCAAUAUGAAGCUCAUAUAAAAGUAGACACUCAGCGCUUUAAGAAUUUGUAGCUUUUCUGUUUUUAUCUAGCCUACUAGGGGCAAAAUAUUCACAGGAAUGUUCCAAAAAAACAAAAAGGUUUUCUUUCUCAAACAAAUGUUUCUUUCUUCAAAGUAAAUGUUGAUAUCGAACCCAUUUCUGCUCUCUGAGAUGCUUUGUUCAUAAGCAUGAAAAAUAUGAAGGUGUCAUCUUCAAUCACUCUGUGUAAGAUUAUCUGAACAGAUUUAAACAAAAAAACAAAACCAUCUCACACUGAAAGCCAACAGAGUCCUGACUCAUUUUAUAUCAGCCACAGCGCUAAAAUAAUCCAUUUGUAUAUACAGAUUGAAGAUAAGUCGAUUUCCAUUCUGCCAGCAAUACUGAUGAAAAGGAUUAACUCGGAAAAGGUUUUUGUCUCAUACGUUUUUGUUUCCUGAUCGUGAAACCAUACACACAUGCUGUUUGUGGAUCACUCAGUGGAUACAUACAGUUUUAUGAAAUUGAAAAGGUGUGUUUCAAGGCCUAAGGCACGUGUAGUAAAUGUCUAAGAGCCACUUACCUAACAGUGCUGAGGCACAGUCAUCAUCACCAAGGAUAAAGUGUGGAUGAGGUGGAAGUGUGUUGAUGAAGACACUCUGGGCUUGAAGUAGAACGUCAGCCCUGACAGCAUUUUAGAAAAAAAAAAAUAGCAUUCAAGCAAAGAGGAAGUGGAGUUAAAUGCUCUAUAUGGAGUACCAUGUUCUCUUUCAUUAAAAAAACACAUUUCCACAAUAAACCUCUGCUGAUAAACUUUCUUAAAGGUUAAACAUGACAGUUCACAUAAAAAUUGUUCAAAUCAAUGCAAAUCAAAUAUCUGAAAAUUUCUACCUUGGAAAAAAUCGACUUUUCUACCUAUCUUUGUUUAUUAUUGUUUGGUAACUAGUAUAAUGGCGUUUGUUUGUUGAUACCUUUCAAUAUUAGCUAGCUCUUGAUGGCAGAUUUGGGCAUAUUCUCUAUGUUUGGCUAGUUUAAUCAAUCUGUGAUUUGUGGGAAAUGAUGAAUUAAAUAAACAAUAAAUCAGAUUUUGUUCUGCACAAUCUGGAAGUCACUAAUAAUAGUCUCUCCUCAUAAAACACGUUUUGCAAGCAACGUUUACACAUUAUACACACGGAUCAGGCAUAACAUUAUGAUAUUGUGUUGAGGCAUGGACUCAACUAGAUCCCCUGAAGGUGUGCUGGCACCAAGAUGUUAACAGCAGAUCCUGGAGGCCCCAACUCUCAACUUACAGGACUUACAGGAUACUUUUGAUAGAUACUGACCACUGCAGACCGGGAACACCCCACAAGAGCUGCAGUUUUGGAGAUGCUCUGAUCCAGUGGUCUAGCCAUCACAAUUUGGCCCUUGUCCAACUUGCUCAAAUCCUUACGCUUGCCCAUUUUUCCUGCUUCUAACACAUCAACUUUGAGGACAAAAUGUUCACUUAGGUGGUACUAGUUGGUAAUAUCAUCUAGUAUCAGAUAUCAAGCAAGACCCUUUUGAGUCUGGUUCCUCUAAAGGUUUCUUCCUCAUAUCAUCUCAGGACCUCUCCAACAUCACUUCUAGCUUGCAGAAAUAUACAUUAAAACCUUAUCCACUGUUUUUAUAUUAUUGUUUGUUUUUGUUUAGCUUGAAUUGGAAGACCUCUCACUGUUUAUGAUCCACAAGCUUUAUUCCUGCUUGUUGCUACCUUGUCUCCUACGACUUGACCCAGAUAUCAUUCUCUGGCUGUGGAGGAGCAACAUGAUUCUGACUGCCUAAGAAUUUUAUGCAUCUGAUUUAAUCCCUCAGGCUGUCACAUGCUCCCUCAGCCUUGUGUCCAAACUUUCUUACGCAGCCAAGGUCAGGAUGGAGAAACAGUUACUGUUACAGUAAACAACUGCACAUUUGCAUUGACCAGUUCUUAAAGACGUUUCAGUUAUGGAACUGCUGAAGUAUUAUCAGCACUGCUUGGUAUUAAAAUCUUUUGCAAGCAUUACUCACUGCCGAGAAUGAGUCUAAGGAACGAGGAGCUGGCCUUAAUUCGAGCGUAACUCACAAUAAUGUUGAACUUAUGCAAAAACGAAAACCUAAAACACAUCCGAUGACUUAAGAUGACUUUAGAAAGUCGAUCAGAAGCUGUCCAUAAUUUCGAAGUCUCAUCUCAAGGUAAAAAUAGCGUCCUGCUUGGUAUGUGAGGGGGUUCGACAGAGCUCCAGUCACACAGACUUGUCUAGUAUUAGAAAAGGAGAGCAGAAGAGAACACACCAUCAAUAAACUGACUGGAGUUUGGGGUUGUUGUUUUUUUCUACCACGUACUGGACAGCUACUUCUUAUACUGCAACAGUUUGUUUUGUUUUUUUUUUGCAGGAGGAAUACAGAAUGAGGAGAAAGUGAACUCCAAAUAAAUAAGAGGUGAAGGCUAGUCAUGGCUUAGCUUUGUCCUUUAUGCAACUUGCCAGCGUCCUUGAAAACAGCGAGAAGAUGAAAAAGAGACAGCAAAAAAAAAGAGUUAAGUGAGUAAUGAAAGCAGCAGAAAAGACAUGAAUGACAUGGAAGAAGACCAAAAACUUGAAGAAGACAGCAAGUGGACAAGACAUCUGAAGAUAUUACAGGAAAGUGACCAGCAAAUGGAAAGAUCUGAGAGUUGUAAUGUUCUGCAUCAUCCUACUGGUGAUGAUGAUGAUGAAGAUGUUGAUGAUGACAUGCAGCAGUUUGAGAACACAUCCUUUGCUAGUGAUGAUGAUGAAGAUGAAAGUGAAACCAGUGAAGAAUAUGACGAAUAUCCAGAAAAGCUAUACUGCCACCCAACCUUCCCAAACAGUGUUUUCCAAACUUUGGAAGAAAUGAAACAAUUGACCUUCCUCACUGAUCUUACUGUAAGAACUCAAAACAAGGGUUGUUUCCAUGCUCACUCUUUAGUCCUGGCUGCCAUGAGCUCCCUCGUCCAGCAGAUGCUCAAACAAGCGAAUGAACAGAACGAGAGAGAGAUAUGUUUAUGUGUUGGUCCAGAAGUAUCUGAUUUCGGCCUGAAUGCAGUGUUGGAGUUUGCCUACACUGGAACCAUCUCUGAUUUGAACAGAGGAUCUUUACCUCAGAUUCAAACUGCUGCUCUGUAUCUGGGAGUUCCCAGGGUUUUGAAGCUCUGCAAAGAAGAAGAGGAAAGGGAGAGAAAGAAAGAUGGUGAGAGGAAGACGGAAGAUAGUUGGAUCUCUGCUGAAGAGGAGAAGAAGGUCAGCUUGCAGUCCAUCAGGCAGCUGUGGGAAGAGAGAGUGGGCUGUGAUGUGGAGGUGGAGGCGGAAGGAAGAAUAUUUAGUGCACACAGGGUCAUUCUGAGUGCCAGCAGUGACUACUUCCGUGCCAUGUUCGGCAGCGGUAUGAAGGAGACCCACCAGACCUCAGUGUCCCUGCUAAUGAUGAGAGCAAAUGAACUAGAAGCCCUUCUUCACUGCUGCUACAGCGGACAUCUGUUUCUCGAUUGGGGCUGUGUUUUCGAACUCACCUCCACUGCUCUUCAGUUCCAAUUCCAACCUGCUCUGUCCAUCUGUCUCAACUUUAUGCAGGAGGAAAUGGAUGCAUACAGAUGUCUGGAUGUAGCUUCUUUUGCUGAGGCUUAUGAAAUGAGUGACUUGCUGGAAAUGGCUGAAGACUUUAUGCUUAGGCAUUUUGAGGACGUAGCAGCUACUGUGAAAUUUCAGGACCUGUCUGUGGAAAAGCUAAAGACAUAUCUGCGUAGCAACUGCUUAUGCGUAACGUCAGAGUUGUCUGUUUUCAGAGCGGUCGUAUCUUGGAUCGAGGCCGAUCCGAGAACCAGGGUGAAAGAAGCCAGGGAUCUAAUGAGAACUGUCCUAUUUCCUCUCAUGACCUUUACGGAAUUCAGAGAAGUGAAGGUUAUAAUGUCAUGGCCACAAGUCAGCAAUAGGGAUCUUUACGAGUCGCUGUUUAAAGAGUUUUGCACCAACACCUUUAAUUCCCAUUCAGACUUUAGGACCUACCUUCCUAAAGAAACGUUGGUGCUUGUUGGUGGUGAAAGAAUCACCGAAAACCUUGAUAAACGCUUACCUUGUAGGGAAAUAUGGUUCAGCAACUCUUUCCGUAAUCAUGUUGGCCUACUGAAAAAAGUCGAAUGGAGAAAACUGGGAGAUUUACCAGAGAAACCAAGAUUCUGUCAUAGAGUUCGAGUAAUAAGCGGGAAACUAUACGUAGUUGGUGGUCGACAUUAUUAUGGAAGGGAUGACACUAUGAAAUGUGCCUAUAGGUACGAUCCUAUCCAAAACAGUUGGCAAAGGUUGGCUGAUAUGAAUGAAAGAAGGGGAAACUUUGUUCUUGUGGUUUUGGAUGGAAAAAUGUUUGCCGUAGGUGGAGACAAAGAUUCAGAGAUCAACACAGGAAGUGUAGAAGUCUACUGUCCUGUUACAGAUACUUGGAGCUUUGCUCACCCUCUGGACCAAUCCUUAAGUGGUCACGCUGCCAGUGUUUGGAAUGAAAAGAUUUUCAUCUCAGGAGGCUUUGACAGUAGAUUCCAUUGCUUGGCAUCCAUGCUGGUCUACCAUCCAGAGAAAGGCUCCACAUACCUCGUAGACAUGAUGCAGAAUUGUGCUCAACACUGCAUGGAGACUUUGAAAGACUGCCUGUAUGUAGCUGGUGGAGUCUCAGGUGUGGGUGGUCAGUUAUUUGACCAGCUAGCCUGUGAGUUCUUUGACCCAGUUAACGAUUGCUGGUGUGCCAUUACGCCCAUGUCUUUGCCUCAUGUCUGUGCAGCAUCUGCAGUGUUGGAAGGAAAGAUUUAUAUCAUUGGUGGCUAUUGCCAUGAAGACUAUAGUGACACAAAAGUGGUCCAUAGGUUUGAUCCUGUAAUGCAACACUGGGAGAACUUGUGUGGAACCCCUGGCGCUAACUCGUAUAUCGCUGCUUGUGUACUGGCUUUACCUCGUCACCUUAGACAAUAAAAACUUUUGCCUUCAUCAGCUCUAUAACUUACUGUGGUUUAUAUGUAGAAACAUAAACUGUCAGAUAAGAUUUUCUCCAACCAAUAAUCUCCCGAAUGCAUUUCUUUAAUGUAACAUUUUUUGUUGCAUAACCAUCUUUGUACAAUCCCUGGAAACACCUUUAUAUUCAAAUUCGUAUUUUCUUCUCACAAUAAAGGUAUAUCCAAUGGCACAUCACUCAUAGUCUCCUAAAUGCAUAUCUUGCAGGUUGUGAAGAAGUACAGUGUCUGAUUAUGGUGCAUUUACACAUAGACUUCAGUGACUAAGCUACUUGUCAUAUACUGUGGUCUGGUGUGGGAUGUUGGCACUCAGUGUUGGCCACUGGACAGAGUUUAACCUUACAGAAUGAAGCUGAAUGUUUUAGUGGGGAUUUAGUGUGUGAUCUAAGUCUUGUUUGAGCAUCUUCACAUGGAUAAUCAGUGUCCCUAAUGAGCGAGCCAGGGGUGAUGGUGGUGGGGAAAAAUUUCCUGAGACAAUAUGAGGAAGAAACCUUGAGAGGAACCAGACUCUAAAUGGAGCCCAUCCUCAUCCGGGAUCAGUAGCAGUGUACUAUAAAGUCAAGUGUAAAUGUGUAACCAGAAUCUUUUGACCAAGUUAUGAAUAAGAGCAUCAGCAUAAUUUAUGGAUUUUUUCUAGUUUUAACAUUCUGUUGAAGUUAUAUACUGUUUACUGAUGGAGACUUAAUCUGAUCCUGGCAAUUGUAGUCCAAAGCCAUCUCCAUGCUUUCUAAGUGGUACCAUCCAUGGCAAUCUCCAUGGGAUUAGGGUUAGGUUAGGAUUGUAGUGUAUCUUGAGCUUAUCCUAUCCACUUGCACUAUCACUGGUGGUUGCAACUCAAGUGGUUAAGGCUGUUGGUUUGUUGAUCCGGGGUUCAAACCCCAGCACUGCCAAGCUGCCACGGUUGGGGCCCUGAGCAAGGCCCUCAAUUCCCCCUGCUCCAGAGAUGCUGCAUCAUGCCUGACCCUGUGCUCUGACACCGACCCUCUAAGAAUGGGGUGUGCAAAGAAAGAAUUUCACUCUGCAGUAAUGUAUAUGUGACAAAAAUGUUCAGGAUAGGACACUCAUUCACAAUUUAGUAUCUCCAAUCUACCUACUGGCAUAUUUUUGGUACAGAAAACCAGAGAACCCAGUGGAAGGCCACAUAAACACAGACAGAAAAAAGGAAAACUUCACACAGUCACCUGAAUUCAAGAUCAAACCACUUGUGGAACUAAGUCUUAGUACAGUAUUUCUUUUUUAAGUCAUUAAACAAUUCAUAAUUCACUUUCUUUAUUAGAUUUACAGCGCAGUAUAAUUCACAGCAGUUCCAGUGAUGGUACUAUAUUAUGCAUGAAACAUUUAAUAUAGCAAACAUGCAUCAUUAUACUGACUAAAA
Molecule: messenger RNA, 6847 nt
Organism: Hemibagrus wyckioides
Lineage: Eukaryota; Metazoa; Chordata; Actinopteri; Siluriformes; Bagridae
Product: kelch-like protein 33
Exons: 4
Coding region: 3029-5434 (801 amino acids)
Molecular function (GO): protein binding
Source: RefSeq, a predicted model, not a curated record